CACACUGGGGCUGAGUGGAACUGACUGCUCACGCUCCCAGCAUCUGCUCAGCAGCACCACGGCAAUGGGGCUCCAGGCUGGGACACACCAGCUCCACGGGGAACUCAUCCUCCUGCCCACCCUGGUGGGGAUGCUUCUCCUCUGUACAAGCCCAGCGUGCGUGGCCAGUUCCCACCACAGGUUCCCCGCAGACUGCAGCCGUCUCCGUGAGACCAGCCCCAGCGGGGUGUAUGUCAUCCAGCCAGCAAGGUCUCCCCCAGUCGUGGUGUGGUGCGACAUGGACACCGAAGGCAAGGGCUGGACUGUUGUCCAGAGAAACACUUACAACACCGAAAUCACAUGGAAAGAGUCCUGGACCACCUACAAGUACGGCUUUGGGAACGUGCAGGGCGAUCACUGGCUGGGCACGGAGUACCUGCACCUGCUGACGCAGCAGGGCACCUACAAGGUCCGCUUCAUCGUGCGGAAUAAAGCCAACAUCACCCAUUACGCCGAGUACGACAUCUUCAGCGUGGAGAGUGAGGCUAGUGGGUACCCGCUGAGGCUGGGCCGGUUUUCUGGUGAUGGGGAUGACUAUCUGACCAGCUACCACUCGACGUAUGGGGGCAUACAUGACAACAUGAAGUUCAGCACGACUGACAGGGACCAGGACCAGCAUAGUGGGAACUGCGCCAGCAGCUAUGGGGGCUGGUGGUAUGACAAGUGUCAGAAUGUCCUGCUCAAUGGCAAGGGGUACAUCUUCUGGCCAGGAACCUGCUCAAGUGGUGACUGUGCAUCCUCCCUCAUCCUGGUCAAACCCACAGAUGUGUGCUGACCGUGCCGCAGCUCCCAGCCUCCCAGGAGUUUGGGGGAGUGCCACUGUCCCCAGCUCGGUGCCCCGUUCCUGUGCCUGCCAACCGCCCCGUGCCAG
Messenger RNA from Falco peregrinus (peregrine falcon), 910 nucleotides. RefSeq names its product fibrinogen-like protein 1-like protein. NCBI's taxonomy places the organism in Eukaryota, Metazoa, Chordata, Aves, Falconiformes, Falconidae. Bases 65 to 814 code for a protein of 249 amino acids. The transcript has 3 exons. The record is from RefSeq and is a predicted model, not a curated record.